AUGGAAGCUAGGAUCCCGCUCCUGGCGCCCGUUACGCUGCGGUGGGCAUAUCGAGCCCUGUUUCACUCUUUGUUCGAAGGCUUCGCCGCGGAGGACCCGGACGGGUUCAAGCUUCAAAGACGCACCAGGUGGAUAGCCCAACGCUUCCGCCGGAAAGGGCCCACCGCACCCGAACGCCUCCACUAUAAACUAUGGGCGGACAGCUUUCUCGAACUAGGGUUGCAAUCUGGCGCAGCAGCCAUGAUUUACCUCAACGGAGAGCUCAUUGCCCAAGCAAAGUCAGGUGCGAGACCAAUAGUGUGCAGCUUCCGGGCUGAAUCAAUCGCAUUGCAAUUUGGCCUGCAGAACUUGCUGGACAUCAUUCCCCGUCAUAACACUCGACCGUGCAGAGUCUCCGCCUUCACGGAAUCCCUGCCAUUUCGCAUGGCACUCCAAACAGGUCCAUCGACAGUAACAGAUCCCGUAUUUCGAAUCCUAUGGAACCUGUUAUUGGACCUCCAACGCCGCAAGGCACGCAUACGGCUACAAUUUAUAUUUGGCCACUGUGGCGUUGCGAAGAAUGAGGCAUUUGAUAAGGAAGCCAAGGCGGCCUCUGACCUACCACAGCGCGGGGGCACGCAGAUACCGCAGGAAGCAGCGCUGGCGAAACACCACGUACGCAGCCAGCUGCCCAAACCAUCCACCCACCGCUCCAGCAUCACCGGCCAUUGCAACCCGACACGCAAUGAUCCCAGCUUUGCCCACGAAGGGGGGGAAGCCCUGGCUCCUUUUCGCACUGGUGCAUCCCACCGCUACGGCUGGCUGCUGCGAGUAUUACAGCCCACCACGCCAAAUACAUGCAGGUGGUGCAACCCCAUAGAACCCCCUCCCCCACUUAAAAAAGCCCCGCAUAGAAACGCCAGCAUUAAACCCAUAGGCAGUGCUUUUGCGUUUCCGUGA
Molecule: messenger RNA, 939 nt
Organism: Trypanosoma grayi
Lineage: Eukaryota; Euglenozoa; Kinetoplastea; Trypanosomatida; Trypanosomatidae
Product: Tbingi protein
Exons: 1
Coding region: 1-939 (312 amino acids)
Molecular function (GO): nucleic acid binding
Source: RefSeq, a predicted model, not a curated record